This is a messenger RNA of Fonsecaea erecta, 1608 nucleotides long. RefSeq lists its product as hypothetical. NCBI's taxonomy places the organism in Eukaryota, Fungi, Ascomycota, Eurotiomycetes, Chaetothyriales, Herpotrichiellaceae. The transcript has 2 exons. The record is from RefSeq and is a predicted model, not a curated record. Bases 1 to 1608 code for a protein of 535 amino acids.
AUGAGCUCCCCCCCAUCCGCCUUGGGCUGGGUGUCCAGCAGCAACUGGGAUGAACCCCAGGCAGUGAUUGAAGUGGAGGCUAAGUUACCUGUCUGGCAAAACAGUUGGACACCGAUCAAUCCGUUACCCACAUCCACCAUAGCUGCACUUCCUGCUCUUCCGCCACCUCCGUCAGAUAUCAAUGACAGUGAGGAAUCAUUUAUAAGCGCAAGUCUUCUUCGCGAGGCGAUCCUCGACUCAGCCCUGCGCCUGGAGCAACGUCGCAGGGGAAGGACACGGAAGGCCCUCUCAGCUGUACUGUUGUCACUACGACGGGCAAAGCGAGUUACUUAUGUCAGUUCUGGAGAUGCCUCCAAAGGUGCGAUGCUACUGAAUGGAAAUAAGAAAACCCCCCCAAAGAAACCUCGGGCCGUUGGGAAGCCUUAUAAUCGUCAAUUUGAGAUCGACCAGAGUCUCAUGCCCAUUGCCCGAACCACAUUCAACAUCGUUGCAUCAGGACAUAAGCGGACGUCUUCGGAGGCCUUUUCUACAGAUGUAGAGACAUUUGUAGCAAAGAAGAUGCUCACUAUGAGGGGAAUGGGUCAGGGAACCACUUCGGUUGCUACGGGCGUCUUCAUGGCACAGGAACAGCACACAACGCCAAUGAAACCGACACAACCCGACACGAAACGUCAUUUUGCCGCUGUCGAUGCCUCCAACAGGGACAACCAGGAAGACCUCUUCGAUGAUGAUGACUUCGCUGACAUUGAGAACUUUCUCGAAGCCGAAAAGACACUGGUGGCCAGGACGACAUACCCAACUCCGACUUCUUCCCGACCAGAAACCUUCAGGGCCCUCAAGACACCAUCGUCACCUACUGAAGCCAAUGUGACAGCGCCAAUGAAGCCGGUCAUCGGUCCUUUGCCUUCCCUUGCCUCGCCAACGGGACUGCCCACGAAUUGCUCUGCCUUGCACCCCUUUCCAAUCUGCCUCGGCAUUGGAGAGGCUCUCCGCCACGUCUCGCUCGCCUUCUCCUCUUCACCACCGGCCACUCCAGCCCGUGCCGGGACGGGCUUUUGGAUCACCACUACCACGUCGUUGAAUCUGGAGAUCUAUGCUGUGGUGCACACCACUCGCACCAUGGGAGCCAGCCGGACCGUCACACUCGCGGACUUGUACUUUCCAGACCGACCACCCUACCUCACCGGCACCACCGUUCCGCAACCAGCCUCGGGCGCCGCCACGGGACCCGCAUUUUCCCAAAGAUUUCCAGACAGAUCUCUCGUGCGCGUCUUCGCCCAGAUAUCCCCGAAGCCCGUCUUCUCCGGCGCCUUGACCGCAUUGGGAACAAAUGCACCUCAAAUCUCGUCGUGGAGUCCUGGCGUGAACACUUUACCCGUGACAGCAGCAGAAAAACACGACGUCGAUGUCAUCGUGUUGAGCAUCCGUCGCUCCGAUUGGGAAGAAAUCCAGCGCGUGAAGGACAUUUGUGACCGAGCUUCUGGGGCUUUGACGACAACGACCACCAGCACCACCACACCUGGUAUGGCUUCGGUCUCGACGACGACGCGGGGGCACUCCCAACAGGCCAAAGCAGAAGUUGCUGGAAAGACACGCCGUUUGAGUUGA